Caenorhabditis sp. 36 PRJEB53466 is the source of this 4806-nucleotide messenger RNA. The record is from the annotation of a GenBank genome assembly. NCBI's taxonomy places the organism in Eukaryota, Metazoa, Nematoda, Chromadorea, Rhabditida, Rhabditidae.
AUGCGUCGUCUCGUCACUAACCGUCUACUAACUUUUGUACUUUUACUCCUUCUCCACAACGCAUCUUCUUCGACGGCUUCUGGCUCUGUCAAUCUGCGAGCGAAACAAUGUGUCAACUCGGGUGAGUAUUUCUUUUGAUCUACAAUAUACUUAGUAGACACACUGUUUUCCCCCACAGUGUCACUUUCAACUCGAAGCAAUACUGUUUACUCGCGCGAACAUACUCUUCUACCCUCUAAACCAAACAUUGUGCCGUAAAUACGUUCCACAGAAGGUGAGAUAAGCUGCGGAGACAACUAGGCGGGACGGGAAGGAAGUAGAAGAAGAGUGAAGUGGCAACACGACGAGAUACUGUCACUGGUAGAUCGAGGCGUAAGAUUCGCGGAUCUGAUCUACUCUUGAUUCUUCUCAAGAUUGGCGUGGCGACUUUUGACGAGGUCAGCCAUGAACACUUCUGCAAAGAACGCGUAGGCGGCUACUGCUUCUGAAACGAAGACUGCUGUCAAAUCCAUUCGGAGUAGCUUCUUCUCACACACUCGAUUAAGUAUUUAUAUUUCGGGACGAAGGGAAAAGAACAAAAAGUUGUUUGCGUCGCCGUUUCCUCUUGGAUCGUUUUUCAUCCCAUUCAUUGUGAGGGUCGGGUCACCCCAACAUGAAAGGAUCUUUGCACACGAAUUACAAGAAGCAGUCGAAUUUGGAGCAUGUGCUCUCUUUUCCCUCGCUCCACGGCUUGUGCUCAACGCUCCAUUAAUGUCCUUUCGUUGCGCAAUCAACGCCAUUUCGACUGGCCUCCGGGAGCUCCUUCUCAAUUUCCGACAUAUGGUUGUAUUGUCGGCAUCAUCCGGUUGGAGGGGGGAGGUUGGGUUCUUUGCAAACACGCCGUGUCGGCUACAUUGUUCGCGAGAAAGGCGAGCACUCUUGACGGCUAGCUCAAAAAGAAAUCUAAGCGCGCUGGCGAAGGGGGAAAUUAUGCGCGGGAUUGAUUGCGUCAUAAAAUCUUCUGAGAUGAAUAUGAAUACGAAUAUGAAGCACCUGCAUAAACACGCUGAUAUUUAUGCCCACAAUCAAUCAUUGUCUCCGUCACCACAUCGCUGUCCUAAGCUAGCUGACACCAGAUUUCUAAUAAAGUGUGAUAAAUGAAGGGCGAGGUGUCACUGUCACCUCCUCAGAAUUUCAUUUGAUUUGCAUAACUCCAUCUGCGCCCACUCAGUGUCAAUCUGUGUUCUACAUAUUGUGUGACCACAGAAGCAGGCGGUGGCGUCGAGAAAGAUGUGUCAAGAUGAGGACAAAAGGGCCAACCUAACGGAGAUCGCCAAAAACGAAGAAGUGGGUCGGCGAAAGAUCUCAAAAGCAAAACAUUUCUUACUCAUGUCAUUCACAAACUACCUGGGAAAAGUUCACAAUUCACGGAUUACCCUACUUUCUUCAUCCGUCUCGUUCAUCUCGUCACAACUUCUUCUUCAAAACUUCACUCACAUUAGUGGCAAAUGGAAGAAGAAAGUUGAACGUUUUUGCGAUGUCCGGUCUCCCCGGGGACAGGCGAUUAUUCGUGUAGAACACACGAGAAGUAUAUGAUUGCGCGAAGAAGAGUCCGUCCAUGUCAACUUUUAGUGGUCCCCCGAGGGCACGCUCACAAUCGGCACCCCUCUUGUCAUACAUAUAAUCGCGUUAUCGCUCUCAAAUCCACGCCUCGACCAAGUGCAGGCUUCCUUCCCCGAACAAACAUCUUGGAGGUGAAAAAAAUGGGACGAGAGUAGUGACCCUCAAAAGAAAUGAAAUGUGAACGGGUAAUAAGCAUGUCGUCCUUGAAUGCGAAUUCAUCGUAUUUUGCGUUCAAAGGGGGUUGCCGCCCUGUAAAGGGAUCGUUUUGGGUGUUCUACGUGUGUUUGAAAUGGGAUACCUCCCGCCGGUGAGAUCGUCUUCUUUUGGAAGAACGCACUUGAAGUGAUUGGGAAAAAGGAGGAACGGGUAUUAUGAGUUCACGAGAAAGGUAGCUACAGUAUCCGCGACUUGUCAAGUCGAUGCCAUUAGCUUCAAUUUCAAUUUCGCGUGACCUUUUCUUUUCUGAUUCGGAUGACUGCAGCUCAUUCCAUUUCCUAGAUGAAGGUCACGUGAAAAAUGCUUCCGUGUUAUUUACGAGACAAGAUUCUGUUACUAAAUCUUGAAAUUGUUUCAGUUGGCAUCGGCGACAGAUUCGGAGGGAUCGGCACGAACUCUGACGAAUCGGACCACUUCAAACUACUGGCUGCUGAUGGAGACUCGCUGCUUGUUGGAGCUAGGUAUGGUUUUUGAGAAGAACCUGUUUGGCUUGAGAAGUUACCUGUCAAACAAUUGCAAUGUCAUUCACGGUCUGUGUACGGUAGAUAAUGAUCUAGGCGCAAUGUCUCGGAAAAAACCGUUUCACAGAAAAAAGAAUUGGGGAACCUAAAUAAAAAAUUUCAGAAAUGCUGUCUACAAUCUGUCCCUCUCGACACUUUCGGUCAAUCAUGUAAGGACUUUUCUUCCCAUACUGCUCAGAUUCUCGAGAAUAGCUAUAUUUCAAUCGCAGUCUUGAGGGUCAUUCAAUCAAAUCCAAUAAUUUUCCAGAAGAUCGACUGGAAACCGCCGGCCGAGCACAUCGAAGAGUGCAUAAUGAAGGGCAAAUCGAAGACGGACUGCCAGAAUUACAUCCGAGUGCUCGCCCGGAAGAGCGCCGGCGUUUCGCUCGUCUGCGGGACUCACGCCUUCUCACCCAAAUGCCGCGAGUACACAAUAACCGAUUACGGUGUGCGGAACACGCGCCAGUUCGACGGACAGGGCAUCUCCCCCUACGACCCGCGGCACAACUCGAGUGCCUUAUACAUUCCGGAGACUAAUCAACUUUACGCCGCCACCGUCACCGACUUUGUUGGCAAUGACGCACUCAUUUAUCGGUAAGUGCAUUCGCAUUCUAAUGGAGUGUUGGCCUCUUUGUUAACUGUGUAAGUAAUUGUUGUUUAGGAAGACAAUUGAUGGCGAGAUCAAAUCUUCGAACAUUCGGACGCAAAGUUAUGACGCAAGAGUGUUGAGUGGUAAGGGACAUUCUGAACUUUCCGUAUCGAAAUUAUCCUCUUUCAGCACCCAACUUUGUCUCUUCCUUCGUCUACAAAGAGCACGUGUACUUCUGGUUCCGAGAAGUUGCCAGUGAAGCCAUUGAUAACAAUGAAGAAUCGCAGGUACACCUUAUUCAUCGGAAUUCUUCCAUUCCCGAUAGUUCGAGACUUCCAGAUCUACGCCCGAGUCGCGAGAGUCUGUAAAAACGAUAAGGGAGGAGCCCGUCCGUCGAACGAACGAUGGACGACUUAUCUGAAAGCGAGGCUCAACUGCUCACUUCCAUCCGGAUCCUCUCCGUUCUACUUCAAUGAACUAAAAGCCGUUUCGGAUCCGAUCGAUGCCGGAAACAACGAUCACGUGGUUUACACAGUGUUCUCUACACCAGAUUCUGAUGUCCGAAUGAGCGCGGUGUGCAAGUUCUCGAUGAAAAAGAUUCGGGAAGAGUUCGACACCGGAACCUUCAAACAUCAGUCGAACGCUCAGUCGAUGUGGAUGGCGUUCAAUAGAAAUGAAGUUCCGAAGCCACGACCUGGUUCGUGCACCCUUGAUUCCACAAAACUUCCGGAGAAUACCGUAUCCUUCGUUCUUCAUCAUCCGCUACUUCACCGUUCGAUCGCCGCUCUUGGCCCUCCUUUGCUCGUCGAAGGCGCCGAGAAGGCCGACUUGACCCAGAUAACAGUGUUGCCACGUGUGAAAUCAGUCAGCGGACAACACUACGACAUUCUGUUCAUUGGAACUUCCGAUGGAAAAGUGUUGAAAGUGGUGGAGGUGGAUGGAAAUGCGACCGUCAUCCAAUCCGCUUCAGUUUUCCAAAAAGGAGUGCCAAUUGUCAAUUUGUUGACGACAAAGGACAACGUCGUCAUAGUGUCUUCCGAUGAGAUCGCCUCGUUGCCAGUCCACAACUGUGCUCAACAAACUAGCUGCUCCAAAUGUGUACAGCUACAAGAUCCGCACUGUGCCUGGGAUUCCAGUAUUGCCAGGUAAACCAGUGAAAGUGCGGAAGUCGCCACUAUUACUCAGUUUUCAGAUGUGUACACGGCGGCGCCUGGACUGGCGAUCAGUUUAUUCAAAACAUGGUGUUCGGGCAAUCGGAACAAUGCCCAGAAGGCAUUGUUGUGCGAGAAGUGUUCGACGACAAUGGUAAGUGGUCACUAUUAGCCAAAUUUGCCCCAAUUAUUCCAUUUCAGACAGUGAAGCACAACCGGAAGCUGUUUCGAGAAGCAUAAAUGCCAAAGAACACUCGACAAUGACCGUGAUCCUUGUCGCCGCUGUGGCUUCGCUGAUUUCACUUAUUGUCGGAGCAUUUGUGAGAUUUCGUGGCUGCACUUGUGCUCAUUGUCAAUGCUUUUUAGAUUGGAAUCCGCAUAAAUCGCUGGGCUGUCACUUCGGAACCUCAUCGAUCGGCCAGCUCGACCAGUGGCUCAGAUUACGACAGCUUCGGACGUGCCAGACUGACGAGACAUGACUCAUUGACAACUGCAGCCAAAGUGGAUCAUGGUUUCGUGCCACAAUCGAAACAAGUGAGAUUUCAAAGAAAAUUUACGAAACUACCGUUUAUUUCAGAGUAUGGAUGCCACGUCACUGGUGAUGUCGAUGAAUGCGACGCACGCAAUGUCGAUGAGCCAGCACGGCUCCGGCAUAAACACUCCAUCGCGGGAUAAGAAUGCAAUUGUGACGUCGAUCAACCAGAACACUUUGCCGAGAGAUUACAAAGUCAAGAAGGUGUAUCUCUAG